This is a messenger RNA of Panicum virgatum (switchgrass), 1619 nucleotides long. RefSeq lists its product as uncharacterized. Bases 241 to 1395 code for a protein of 384 amino acids. Gene Ontology annotation, molecular function: protein binding. NCBI's taxonomy places the organism in Eukaryota, Viridiplantae, Streptophyta, Magnoliopsida, Poales, Poaceae. The transcript has 2 exons. The record is from RefSeq and is a predicted model, not a curated record.
AAACUGACAUUUCCCGCCAGAGCCGCCGGAGCGGUGGCGGAGCAAAUCUGCUCUGGAAUCCCCACCACUCGAAUCGACGGGGGCGAGAGAGCGCCGGCGAGUGUUAAGGCGGGAACAAACUGACAUUUCCCGCCAGAGCCGCCGGAGCGGUGGCGGAGCAAAUCUGCUCUGGAAUCCCCACCACUCGAAUCGACGGGGGCGAGAGAGCGCCGGCGAGGCGGCGGCGAGAGGGAAGAGAAGAUGGCGGGUGACGGCGCCGACCACAUCACCGCGCUCCCGCCGGAGCUCCGCGCGCGCAUCGCCGCCUCCCUCCCGUUCCGGCAGGUCGCGCAGCUGGCGACUCUGUCCCGGCCCUGGCGCCACAUCCACCGCCACACGCCCGUCGUCGAGCUCAAGCUCAACGAGGACGCCCUCAGCGAGGACGCCCUCGCUGGCCUGGAGCUCGCGCUCCUCCGCCGCGGGCAGGAGGGGUCCGGUUCCAGGGUCGACACCCUCCGGAUCACCUUCCCGGUCGAGCACGACAUCGUCGACCCCCGCGUGAGGCGCCACGCCGGGCUCAUCGUCGCGCUCGCCGACGCGCGCAGGAUCCGCAUCACCGUCCCCGGACUCGGCAGCUUCCCUCGGAACGAGUGGUCCGUCGACCUGUCUCCGGCGGCGCUCGACCUGGAGGUCGCGGCGGUCUGCCACCCGUCGCCCACCAUCGCCGGGCCAGGCGCCGCCGCCUUGCAGAAGCUCUGCCUCGACACGGUGGUGGUCCGCGAGUGGCCGUCCCUUCCGUCCCUGCGCCACCUCGCGCUCCGCAACGUCAUUGUCGAGGCGCCGUACCCGACGGGCGCGCGGUGCCCGCGGCUCGAGCACAUGUGCAUCUUCGAGUGCUCGAUCGGGCUCGCCUGCGUCCACAUCGAUCUGCCGCUUCUGAGGAGCCUCUGGAUGGACCGGGCCUACGGCGCCGCCCGCGUCACCAUCGAUGCCCCGGAGCUCGAGGAGCUCGACGUGAACUGGUCGGCGGGGUACGCCGGCGAGGACUACCGGUCGUUCACCCUGCGGGCGCCGCGGCUGCGCCGCCUGACAUGGAGCGAGCAGUUCGCGGAGCGCGUCCACAUCGACGUCGGCAGGCCGGGGAGCGUGACGUCGGGCCGGAUCAAGUUCACGUGGGAGCCUGUCUGCUGCCGGGCGAUGGAGGACUUGCGGGCACAGAUGGCGCGGAUUCUCGAGGGGCUCCUCCCGGAGCUGUCGCCGGAGGGCGUCGCCGAUGCCGCGAGGCCAUACAUUUCGCUGCACAAGUCCACCAUGGAGGACGCUCACGGCGGCGAGCCGAGCUCGUCGGAGAAGCUCACCUGCGACCUCAGCGGCCUCAUGUCGUCGCGGAGAAUCCGAUCGGCUGUGUCGUUUUGAUAUUGAAGCGCUCUAAAUGCAGAUUUGUAGUCUGAAAUUCUGAUCUCGAUAAAUCAUGACCAGGAGCUUCAAAUCAAGAAACAGAGCAAGCGGAAUUUGGGACUUGGCUUGCCCUUGUGUCAUCUGGCAGGUGGAAUUGUGUAGGAUGAGUUUGUGCUAUGAAUGUGGAUUAGCUUGUUAAUCUUCCUUGUUGAAUGAAAUCAAACCUUGUUUCGUUUUCUGAA